Messenger RNA from Carcharodon carcharias (great white shark), 1188 nucleotides. RefSeq names its product G protein-coupled receptor 139 (gene gpr139). Lineage: Eukaryota; Metazoa; Chordata; Chondrichthyes; Lamniformes; Lamnidae. The transcript has 4 exons. The record is from RefSeq and is a predicted model, not a curated record. Gene Ontology annotation, molecular function: neuropeptide receptor activity. Gene Ontology annotation, biological process: G protein-coupled receptor signaling pathway. Gene Ontology annotation, cellular component: membrane. Bases 1 to 1188 code for a protein of 395 amino acids.
AUGUCGGAACUCCAGGGCAGUGUAUUUGGGGUUUGUCCCAAAGAUGUUCUGGGGAUCCCCACCAACUCCAACCACCUGGGCAGGGGUUUCCUGGUGGUUGGGCUGGCUUGGUGGCUGGACCCGGGAGCCGACUGCCACCCACAAUCAGGCUCCGACCACGAUUUGGUUAUGAUCAGUGGGGUCCAGCAGGGAUCAGUGCUUGGUCCUGAGCUAUUCAUAAUCUAUAUCAUGGAUUUGGCUGUGGAGAUUGAAGCUAACAUACUGACAGUAAUCAUCCUUUCCCGGCUGGUGGCUCGAAGACAGAAGUCCUCCUACAAUUAUCUCCUGGCGCUGGCUGCUGCUGAUAUCCUCGUCCUUUUCUUCAUCGUCUUUCUUGAUUUUCUGCUUGAAGACUUCAUUCUAGGCAAACAGCUGCCACAAGUACUGGACAAAAUAAUUGGCGUCCUAGAAUUCUCUUCUAAUCACACGUCUAUUUGGAUAACUGUUCCUUUAACUAUUGACAGAUACAUUGCCGUAUGUCACCCACUUAAGUACCAUACAGUGUCAUAUCCUGCACGCACUCGGAGAGUGAUAUUGAGUGUGUAUGUCAUCUGCUUCUUGACCAGCAUUCCAUACUACUGGUGGCCCAACAUCUGGAAUGAAAAUUAUACAAGUACUUUCAUGCAUCAGAUCUUGAUCUGGGUCCACUGCUUCACUGUAUACUUAGUGCCAUGUUCAAUUUUCUUUGUUCUGAAUUCAAUUAUUAUCCAUAAACUUAAAAGGAGAAGUAAUUUACGCAUGCGAGGAUACUCCACAGGGAAGACAACAGCUAUUUUGCUCACUAUUACAACCAUAUUUGCAUUACUCUGGGCACCAAGAAUGGUAAUGAUUCUCUACCAUGUCUACGUAUCACCGAUAAAUAAUGGUUGGUUAGUGCACAUCGUGUCAGACAUAGCCAACAUGCUUGCUUUGCUGAACACAGCCAUCAAUUUCUUCCUUUAUUGCUUUAUCAGUAAACGGUUUCGCACCAUGGUGGCUGGGACACUGAAGGCCUUUGUUAAGUGUCAGAAACAGCCAGUACACUUUUAUACAAACCACAACUUUUCAAUCACCAGCAGUCCAUGGAUCUCCCCUGCCAACUCCCACUGCAUCAAGAUGCUUGUGUACCAAUACGAUAAGGAUGGCAAACCUCUGAAGAUAUCACCAUGA